Cercocebus atys (sooty mangabey) is the source of this 2350-nucleotide messenger RNA. RefSeq names its product RAB3B, member RAS oncogene family (gene RAB3B). Gene Ontology annotation, biological process: protein localization to plasma membrane; protein secretion; regulation of exocytosis. Gene Ontology annotation, molecular function: GTP binding; GTPase activity. The transcript has 5 exons. Lineage: Eukaryota; Metazoa; Chordata; Mammalia; Primates; Cercopithecidae. The record is from RefSeq and is a predicted model, not a curated record. The coding region runs from base 224 to 883 and encodes 219 amino acids. Gene Ontology annotation, cellular component: synaptic vesicle; plasma membrane; endosome.
AGACUCCGCCCCUGGGCGGGGCCUGGACGCGGCCGGAGAAGAGCAGCGCUGGAGCUGGAGCCUCAGCCCUCAGGCGCCUCUGUGAAGACAGGACUGGACCCGACCCGCCCGCAGAGCCCCGCAGAGCCCUGCCCCGGCCCCCUCCGCUCCCUCCCGCCGCCAGGUCCUACUGUCCCGCCGACCUUACGGGAGCGAACCCGUCGUCCCGCACUCGGAGUCCGCGAUGGCUUCAGUGACGGAUGGUAAAACUGGAGUCAAAGACGCCUCUGACCAGAAUUUUGACUACAUGUUUAAACUGCUUAUCAUUGGCAACAGCAGUGUUGGCAAGACCUCCUUCCUCUUCCGCUAUGCUGAUGACACGUUCACCCCGGCCUUUGUUAGCACUGUGGGCAUCGACUUCAAGGUGAAGACGGUCUACCGUCACGAGAAGCGGGUGAAACUACAGAUCUGGGACACAGCUGGGCAGGAGCGGUACCGGACCAUCACGACAGCCUAUUACCGUGGGGCCAUGGGCUUCAUUCUGAUGUAUGACAUCACCAAUGAAGAGUCCUUCAAUGCUGUCCAAGACUGGGCUACUCAGAUCAAGACCUACUCCUGGGACAAUGCACAAGUUAUUCUGGUGGGGAACAAGUGUGACAUGGAGGAAGAGAGGGUUGUUCCCACUGAGAAGGGCCGGCUCCUCGCAGAGCAGCUUGGGUUUGAUUUCUUUGAAGCCAGUGCGAAGGAGAACAUCAGUGUAAGGCAGGCCUUCGAGCGCCUGGUGGAUGCCAUUUGCGACAAGAUGUCUGAUUCGCUGGACACAGACCCCUCGAUGCUGGGCUCCUCCAAGAACACGCGUCUCUCGGACACCCCACCGCUGCUGCAGCAGAACUGCUCAUGCUAGGCAAGGCCCACCUUCCUGACCUCCCCUUGUUGUGGCCCCACACCCAGUCUGCUUCUCCCUGUUACACACUGUCCACUCUCAGCCCUGACCAAGAUGAGCUGCUGCUGUUCUUUGCCUGCCCCCAGGGUUCUCUGCAGAUGUUCCCAGUAAUAGAUACUCAGCACUAGACUAACAGAACAGGUCACUACAUAGGUGGAGAUUCACUUUGCAAAAGAAGACUCUGUUUUAUGAAGGGGAUUCACUACAGGGACUUAAAAGCAGUCUCUUCUCUGCCUUUAAAAUGAGAGUUCUUCCAUUUACCAGAAUUUGACACACCCACAUUCUUCAGGGGCAUGCCAAUUGCGUAAAGUGAGGCUGGCUCGCCUGCAUAGCUAAUCCUAUUAAAGACAACUUCUCAAAGCACAACGUGCUUGUUUCCUAUCGGGCUCCCUGUGGGGCUUUCUCUCCCUGCAAGUCAAGCUUGGGCUCUCAAAGCCCUGUGCCUGUUACCACGGAUGCCCACGGGGCCUGGGCAGUUGCUGUGGUGACAGGCAGAGCUAAUCUUCAGAGAGCUCAGACUCUCUAAUGAUGCUGAAGGAGCAAAGGCUGAGUCAGAAACACACUUAAGAGAAAAUGAUUAUCCCCUACAGAAUGUCAGAGGUUCCUGCUAUAGGAAAGAGCAGGCACAUAUGCUCAAGAAAGACAAACAGAGAAAAAGAGAAACAGGCAAGAUCAAGACACAGAUCAUGAGUUUCUGAUUUUGCUGCUUUCCAGUUGGUUCUUAACUGUGGGAACUUAGUAAAAUUGGCGAUUGGUUCUUAGACUUCUAGAACCUGAGGAUUUUAGAGGGGAUUCCCAAAUUUACCUAGUUUGACUAGUCAAUUCUAACCUUCCUUUUUCUGACAAGUGACUGUCAAACCUAACAACCAAAUCUCUUUCUUCUAAAGCACACCUUCUAGGCAGGGACAAGAGCUCAUUUUCCACACCAUCUUGGUUAAUUCUCAUAGAAACUUUUCCUUGCUUCAAGCUCAAAUCUGCCUCCUGGAAAUUCUUCUUCUUCCCUCCCUGUUGGUACCAGCUCUGCUGUCAGAGACUUCACAGUCUCUGCUCUCUCUGCCCUGUGACACCCUCGGACUAUUUGAGAACACGAAUCAUGACUCCUGGGACUUGCCUUUUCUCUAGGUCAAUACCUCUAUAAUUCCAUCGGCUGUUCUUCAUAGGCUCUUCUCCCCAUCCUGCCCCUUUCCUGCAAUCCAUCUUUUAAUUGCUCUUGAGCAAUCUAACUGAGAAGUGUGAUUUGAAGCAAAAUAAAUCUAAGGUGGUAUGACCCUGAAAAAAUUGAGAAAAUUGAACUCAAAGAUCCUGAUCCCAACCCCAUUCUCCUGGGAGUGAAACCUUAGUUUCUACCAGAGAGCGUGGGAAACCACUUCUGGUGGAAGCCCCUUAAUUAAACACCUGAGGAAAAAAAGAAAAGAAACUCAGAGACCA